Silurus meridionalis is the source of this 1809-nucleotide messenger RNA. RefSeq names its product leukocyte surface antigen CD53. The coding region runs from base 262 to 933 and encodes 223 amino acids. Lineage: Eukaryota; Metazoa; Chordata; Actinopteri; Siluriformes; Siluridae. Gene Ontology annotation, cellular component: membrane. The record is from RefSeq and is a predicted model, not a curated record. The transcript is spliced from 8 exons.
UGUCCUUCGACAACGCAGUAUUCCAGCACGUUAGCUGAUUGAUUGAUUUUUUUGGUUAGACUGAUCCGAGGUCAGUUCUUCUUCCUGAGCGUACGCAGAUAAAGCUACAGGAGGUCUGAGCGUAGAUCAGAUGUGGAAAGGGCUUGAGAAAGAGGAAGUGCAAGUGAACAUUUGUAUUUCUCCAUUUAGCAGUACAGACAGAGACCAAGCGAUCACAAGGACGGACGAGCGUUCUCAUCCAGGCGCGCCACGAAAGACAAGAUGUCAUGCCUCAAGUGCCUAAAAUACACCAUGUGUGUGGUGAACUUCAUCUUUUUUCUUUGUGGAGCUGCUAUAUUUGGACUGGGGAUCUACAUAAGCACCACAACAAAGUACUUGACCUUCUUCCCUUCCUUGUCCAUCGUGAACUUGGCCAGCGCACUCUUCGUCAUCGGCAUCUUUGUCACUAGCGUGUCCUUCCUGGGUUUUCUGGGGGCGCUCAAGGAAAACCGAUGCCUCUUGAUUUCAUUUUUCAUUCUCUUGUUCCUGCUGAUGUUGGCCGAGCUGACCGUGGCCUGCCUCCUGCUCUUUUACGAGACUGAUAUCGAUAACUACAUUGGAAAAGAACUGAAGGACAGCAUGCAGAAAUCCACUGGAGGAGGAAAUAACACAUCCAUUGACUGGAACAUGAUUCAGAACACCUUUGAGUGCUGUGGUGUAAAUAAUUUUACGGACUGGGACGGCACAAAAAUACCAUCUUCAUGUUGUAAAACAGAACCAUGUACGAGCUACUGGAAAGAGGGCUGCUAUUUAAAACUGAAGAACUGGUUUGAAACCAAUCUGCUGGGAACUGGGAUUGCAGUCAUCGUCAUCUGCAGCAUCGAGGUUUUGGGUAUGUGCUUCUCCAUGACUCUGUUCUGCCACAUCAGCAAAUCUGGACUCGGCUACAAGUGAACAGCCAUGCCAGGGUUUUUCUUUUUUUUCCCGUAACACAAACGAGCGUGGAUGAGAACGCUUGGCCUCCAUUUCUACAUUCUAGUUUUUAUUAUUUCAUCAUUAGACUUUGUGACACAGAUUACAAUUAUGACAUAUAUGAUGCGAUUGGCAUGCUUGUGUACUGGUACACAGCUUUAUUACUGCAUACAUAUUUAUAUAUGUUUUAUCAAAAGAAAAUGCAUGUACAGAUAAUGCCAAUGAUUCGAAUUAUAAGGUUAACUAUAAUGACAGGAUGUUGCCUUGGAAAAUUCUGUGUAGUGUAGUGCAAUAUAAGGCUGGACCACUUUUUGUUUAAAUGUAUAUAUUAAAUGCUACUUUUGUUGUUUGACAUGAACUUCUAUUAAAUAGUUUCAUUGCCAUAUACCGUCUUUAAGUAAUCCUAGGAGAAGUAUUCGCAGUUUCAUUGCUAAAUAUAUCUCUGUAUAACUUUCUGGUGAACAGAAACCCCGCUUUUUAUGACCAAAAAUACACACAAACACUGGAACGGACAGUAAUAGUCGAAAAUAUUCCCCCAAAACUGACGUGUAUGUAGCUGUAUAAUUAGGAAUUCCAUGCUAAGCAUGUUUUUUCAAGUAUAAUCUUAAAUAUCACGGUCAUUAAGCAGAGCUGGUGUAAAGAAAGUGCAUUGAAAUGUACAUUUCAUUUAUUUUUUUGUGUAUUACCCUAAACUCUGCCAAACUUUAUUUAAGGUUUAGAUUUGGACCUGAAAAGUGGGUGAUCGUUUCCUGAAUCCUGUCUAGUAUUGCUAUGCUAACUGCUGUAUUAUGUGACAUUUCAGGUUUAUGUUUUAAAAAAAAAUUAUUAAUAAUAAACAUUUUCUGUGGGAUAAAAAAA